AUGAGUUUUGAGGCUUGUGAAGUAUGUCACGAGAACGCGCGACAGUAUAAAUGCCCCAGAUGCGCAAAAAAAACUUGUUCGUUGGCGUGUUCGCGCGCCCACAAGGUCCAGGACGAGUGUUCUGGACUGGGGCACGAACCUACCGCGUAUAUGUCGAGUGAGCAACUGAAAGCGGCUGAUACUCCGGACGAGACGAAUCUGGCAGUGCAAAGAGACUAUAACUUUCUCGUGGGCAUGAACAGACGGCUAGAAUUGCUGAAAAGAGACGGGAAAUCCAGAAACAAGCGAGCACUGGGGAACCAGCAUUUUGGCUCUCAAAGCAAGCGUAUGCAUGUAGAAGAAGCACGCAAAGUGGUGCGCAGAGGUGCCGAAUGUGUGCUGGUACCGAAAGGUAUGUCGCGGUCGCUGCAGAACAAAAGUCGGUGGGACAAAGCUUUGGAUCAAUUCGUGUGGACCGUCGAAUGGGUCGUUAUGGACGCGAACGGUGCCAUAGCACUGCAACACGUCAAUCAUCGCAACAAAGAGACGGACCCUUUGGGCCAUUGCAUGGGAAGAGUCGUUUUCGAUAAGUGUGUUGAGCUUAGCGCUUGCGCACACAGUGACGGUGCCAAGGCGAGCCUCAGCGCUGCUGGCGCUGGGAUUCUAGAUGCUCCCGUCCCACCGGAAGACAGAGCUGCGUUGCUCACCGAACGAGGUGUGCGACUUUACUUGAAAUGGUUCCCACCCAACGACAGCGCUAGGCCAACAGAUUCCAAAAAACUUCUAGCUGUGGACGGUUACAAACGCCUCGGCGAAUUGCUACGAGGCAAGACGAUUAUUGAAUUCCCGACUCUAUACGCGCUCCCUGACGACGUCAAGGCAUCGAGCGUAGAUUUUUCAUUUGUAGAUGAACGUGGACAGCCCUUGGAGACAGCAGCGUCAUCCGACGAAUCCUCCGACGAAACUUCCGACGUGUCGUCCUCAUCCGGCGAGUCGUCGAGCUCAGAAGACAGUGUCUCAAGCUCCUCGGACGAGGACUCAGGACCCACAGAAGACUCCAGUGCACGUGUUGCGAACCAUGAUAGAGUUGUCCAGAGCACAGCCAAGGCUAACAUUGGCGAGGACGACGACGAGGACGACGACGAUGACUACACACCUGGCAUUUCGUUAGAUUUCUUCGCUGAUUGA
This is a messenger RNA of Lachancea mirantina, 1167 nucleotides long. The record is from the annotation of a GenBank genome assembly. Lineage: Eukaryota; Fungi; Ascomycota; Saccharomycetes; Saccharomycetales; Saccharomycetaceae.